AUAAUAUCAUAAUGGUUUUGUCCUGAGUCACAUUUAAUGAUAUAUUAUUUUAAAGCGGGUCGGAACCGGAACUCGUGACGUACAGGCUUGUUUUAACAGCAGACAUGAAACACGUCCCGAAACUCAAAUGAAAUUAAAGUGACAUUCACGAGGAGGAGGAUUGUCCUCUGUUAUGUUACCCAUCAUGCACUUCAGCUGUGUUCUCUUUCACUUUCACUCUUCACCGUCGACCUGCAUUUAGAAGACGACGCGAGGUGAAAGGGUUUCCUGCCUUCUCUGUCACCAUGUUAGUGGCUCUUGUUUUGCUGCUGCUUUCCUUUGGUUCACUUCCCACCUCAUCAGGAGCACAGCUUCCAAACCAGGGUCAGACCAAAGAUCCGCCCAUAGCCACCAAUGGCCAGCCGUUCCCCUGGAACCACAUGCGGCUCCCCAAAACUAUCUCCCCCCUCCACUAUGACCUCAGCAUUCACCCAAACCUGACCACACUUGACUUCACUGGCACUGUUCGUAUUGAGCUGGAUGUGCAUGAGGACACCAACAGCAUUGUUCUCCAUUCUAAGAAGUUGCACAUCUUCUCUGUGCUGCUCUUAGCACCAGAAGGUGUGAGGCCUCUCCAGGUUUUGGAGUAUCCUCGUUCCCAUCAGCUGGCCUUGCUGUCCGACUCUAUGCUGAUUAAAGGUAGUAAGUAUGAAGUUCAGCUCGAGUUUGCCGCCAACUUGUCCGACAGUUUCCAUGGUUUCUACAAGAGCAGCUACCGCACCAGCAGUGGGGAAGUCCGGUUCAUGGCAUCAACGCAGUUUGAAGCAACGUUCGCACGUGGAGCCUUCCCCUGUUUCGAUGAGCCGGCUUUUAAAGCCAACUUCACCAUACGGAUUACACGUGAACGACGUCACAUAGCCAUAUCAAACAUGCCUAAGGUUAAAACCAUUGAGUUACCAGGUGGUUUGCUUGAGGAUCACUUUGACACCUCUGUGGAGAUGAGCACUUACCUGGUUGCCUACAUUGUGUCGGAUUUCCUGUCUGUAAGCAAAACCACCCAGCACGGCGUAAAGAUUUCAGUCUAUGCUGUACCUGAGAAGAUUGACCAGACAGCCUAUGCACUGGAUGCUGCUGUCAAACUGUUAGACUUCUAUGACGACUACUUCGAUAUUCCUUACCCACUUCCAAAACAGGAUUUGGCUGCAAUUCCUGACUUCCAGUCAGGCGCAAUGGAGAACUGGGGGCUGACCACCUACAGAGAGUCAGGCCUCCUCUUUGACCCCGACAAGUCCUCUGUUUCAGACAAACUUGGUAUCACCAAGGUCAUUGCCCAUGAGCUUGCACACCAGUGGUUUGGGAACCUGGUGACGAUGGAGUGGUGGAAUGAUCUGUGGCUCAAUGAGGGUUUUGCCAAGUUCAUGGAGUUUGUUUCUCUGGACAUCACCUACCCAGAGCUGCAAGUGGAUGACUUCUUCUUGGGGAAAUGUUUUGAGGCUAUGGAGGUCGACUCUCUUAGCUCCUCCCACCCUGUCUCCCACCCCGUUGAAAACCCUGUGCAGAUCCAGGAGAUGUUUGAUGAUGUGUCAUAUGACAAGGGAGCGUGUAUUCUGAACAUGUUGCGGGACUUCCUGACUCCGGAGGCCUUUGAGAUCGGCAUCAUCAAAUACCUCAAGCGCUUCAGCUACAAGAACACUGUCAACAGCCACCUGUGGGAGAGCCUCACUAAUGUCUGCACCUCAGAUUAUCUAGAUGAAGGUCGAAUGAAACACAGAGAGUUCUGUUCCAACCGUGACCUCUCCUCUGGAGCCUCAAAAUGGUACUCUGGUGAUGAGCUGGAUGUCAAGACCAUCAUGGACACGUGGACCCUGCAGGAGGGCUUCCCACUGGUCACUGUGGAGGUCAGAGGUCGCGAGGUCAGGCUGAGCCAGGAGCGUUACCUAAAAACAGAUGACCCUUCCCUCACUGAAGGAUUCCUGUGGCAGAUUCCACUGACCUAUAUGACCAGUGUCUCCAACACUGUCCACCGCUUCCUGCUUAAAACCAAGACUGAUGUCUUGUACCUGCCAGAGGAGGUGGACUGGGUGAAGUUUAAUGUGGACAUGAGUGGCUACUACAUGGUCCACUACGCAGGCGAGGGCUGGAACUCUAUCAUCAGAUUGUUGCAGAACAACCACACGGCCCUGACCAGCAACGACCGUGCCAGCAUCGUUCAAAAUGUCUUCCAGCUGGUCAGUGUAGGAAAGGUGAGGUUGGACACAGCUCUGGAGCUGUCUCUCUACCUGUCCAAAGAGACUGAGAUCAUGGCUGUGACCCAGGGCUUUGGGGAGCUUGUACCUCUCUAUAAGCUAAUGGAAAAGAGAGACAUGGCAGAUCUGGAGAAACAGAUGAAGGACUACAUCGUGGAUCUGUUUCGGGGGCUGAUUGAUCGCCAGGAGUGGACGGACUCUGGAUCAGUCUCUGAGCGAAUGCUCAGGAGUUACCUGCUGCUGUUUGCCUGUGUCAGGAACUACGCUCCCUGUGUGACCAAAGCCACCCAGCUCUUUAACAAAUGGAAGGAAUCUGAUGGCAAUAUCAGCCUCCCCGUUGAUGUCACAAUGGCUGUGUUUAUGAUUGGAGCUCGAACACCAGAGGGGUGGGACUUCCUUCUUGAGAAGUACCGCAGUUCAGGUCAAAUGUCCGUCAAGAGCCGAAUGAAAGUUGCCAUGGCUUUCAGCCCUCUGCAGGACAAGCUCACGUGGAUGAUGGAGCAGAGCCUCUAUGGUGAAGUCAUUAAAACUCAGGACCUUCCAGACGUGGUCGUCACUGUCAGCGGCAAUCCACAUGGCUACAAAAUGGCCUGGGAAUUUCUCCGUGCCAACUGGCACGCGCUGAUCAAGAAGUUUGACCUUGGCUCUCACUCGGUAUCAUACAUGGUGACUGGAGUGACCAACCAGUAUUCUACCAGGGACAUGCUACAUGAGAUUCGAGGCUUCUUCGGCUCCCUGUCCGAGGAGACGGGCUCAGAGAUGCGCUGCAUCCAGCAAGCGUAUGAGAGCGUUGAGGACAACAUUCGCUGGAUGGACACCAACCUUCCUCUGCUGCAGGCCUGGCUUGACAAACACAAACACAGAAUCUCUCAUGAGGAUUUGUAGAACUGGGGGAAGAUAAACAAGUCUAGUGUGAUGUGUGUAAAAUGUGGCUAAAGGUUGAAAGUAGUGUGGAUGACUGUGACGACAAUGAAGAGGCCUUUUUCACUCGAUUUAUACUUGAACAGCAAUAACUCCUGUGUGUGUGUGUGUGUGUGUGUGUGUGUGUGUGUUAACCUAAGGCAGUGAGGACAUUUUGGCUGGUCCCCACAUUCUGUCCCUCCUUGAAAGGGCUUUUUGAGAGUAAAGACCUGGUGUUAUGGUUAGAAUUGGGUUUAGGGUUAGGUUUAGGGUUAGGCACUUAGUUGUGAUGGUUAAGCUUAGGGUAAGGGGCUCGGGCAUGCAUUAUGUCAAUAAGUGUCCUACUAUGAAUGCUGUGCGUGUGUGUGUGUGGGACAGAGUGUACGAGUGUGACGGGGUACUGUUUUGUGUGUUUUUGUAUGUGUUUGUGAAAGAGAGUGUGAGAACUUUUUUAUUGAACCUUUAUUUAACCAGGCCUGGCAAAAGGCAGGACCUUUUGAGGGAGAGGGGGAAAAUAAGAUGAGAAUUAAAACAAAAUGUCUAUGUAACAUUUACGUAGACACAGCUAAAAUACACACAAAAAGUACAGUACAAAUCGCCUUAAUGUGUGAUUUUGUAAAAAAAAAGCGUCAGGCAGCCAAAGAAAACAGAACGGGCUAGCAACCAGAGCGACAGUGUUGUGGUAAUUACUCAGAGGUCCACAAGGGGCGAUAGUGGUUCUGCACUGUAAACCCUAACCCUAAUACCAAGUCUUAACCCUCAAAAUAAACCUGCUAAUGUCAUCAAAAUAAUGAGCCCUCACAGGCAACACACAAACUUUUGCCUCGCGAUACUUGUGAAGACAUUCAUAGACAUAAUGCAUUCCCGAACCUUAAAGCUGUAGUUUGUUAUUUUAAAAUAUAAACAAGUUUCUAUUACAUUCAAACCACUGACAAGGUAGCGCCCAGAAUGCUUGUCAAUAAAAUCAAUAAUAGUCCAUUAGGUCCACAUGACUCUCUUGUCUUUCCCGGGAAAGCAGUUUUGAUCUUUUACGUCACGAAUGAGCAGGCGAGGCGGAAGACAGUACUACUGAAAACAACAUGUUACAUACUGUAUGUCCCUAAUGCAAUGUCUCCUGUGUGUCUGUGCGUGUGUCUCCUGUGUGUGUGUGUGUGUGUGUGUGUUGGAUGCAAAUGUGGUUAAAUGUAUUUCAAUUAUACGUUUGAAUGAAAUUGUCUGACAAUAUUACAAACUUUUAUUGAAAAUUGGCGCUAUGGGCCACGUGAAAUAUAUAAGAAAGACAAAAUUAAAAGCGAAAUGUCAAAAUAUUAAAAACGGACACUUAUCUAUUAUCGAAGGGAACGUGGGCAGGUGCUUUAGCAUCAGCUGGAUGUGUGUGUGUGCACGUUUAUGUAUGUAACAUAGUUAACAACAAAAGGUUUCAUCCUUUCAGAUCUUGUUUUACACUUAUGUCAUGGACAUUGGUUUAGUAGUUUCAUUGUCAGACGGACGGCAAUCAAAAUGUCACACAAAACACAAACAUAACAGGCAAGUUUACCUUCCUUUAAUUUCAACUGUAACUGACUAAAGAAAUAGAGCUAUGAGGAAAAUCUCAUUACUGCUGACUGCUGUGUUUUAAUUCUGUAAAAUUCUUAAAAAUUCUCUAAUUUUGGAAAAGGAAUGUGUAUUGAUUGAAUCACAAAUAAAUUUAGAGAAAAAAAACAAUUUGUAUUUAUUUUGUUGAAUAAUUAUGACUAUUGUAUUAUAAUAUUGCCCAACUGUAAUUUAUUAA
This is a messenger RNA of Solea solea (common sole), 4896 nucleotides long. RefSeq names its product endoplasmic reticulum aminopeptidase 1b (gene erap1b). Lineage: Eukaryota; Metazoa; Chordata; Actinopteri; Pleuronectiformes; Soleidae. Bases 285 to 3110 code for a protein of 941 amino acids. Gene Ontology annotation, molecular function: metalloaminopeptidase activity; zinc ion binding; peptide binding. Gene Ontology annotation, biological process: peptide catabolic process; proteolysis. The transcript has 19 exons. Gene Ontology annotation, cellular component: cytoplasm. The record is from RefSeq and is a predicted model, not a curated record.